This is a messenger RNA of Loxodonta africana (African savanna elephant), 2677 nucleotides long. RefSeq names its product cytochrome P450 1A1. The record is from RefSeq and is a predicted model, not a curated record. NCBI's taxonomy places the organism in Eukaryota, Metazoa, Chordata, Mammalia, Proboscidea, Elephantidae. Bases 232 to 1776 code for a protein of 514 amino acids. The transcript has 8 exons. Gene Ontology annotation, molecular function: oxidoreductase activity, acting on paired donors, with incorporation or reduction of molecular oxygen, reduced flavin or flavoprotein as one donor, and incorporation of one atom of oxygen; iron ion binding; steroid 17-alpha-monooxygenase activity. Gene Ontology annotation, biological process: hormone biosynthetic process; progesterone metabolic process.
UCCCUGCUUCUCUUUGGGGUCCCUGGCUUCAGAGACCACUUUUACAGCUUAGCUCAACCCCUCCUGAAAACCACAGGGCGGAACCUGUCACAGGAGCUGGAAGUUUCCCAGGGAACUUUUUCAAAGAGGCCUGAGCCCUAGUCCAGGCUCUGUCACUGACGGAUAGGUGACUGACUUUGGGCAAGCCGGUGUCUCUUCCAGAGGAGCCACCUCAAGGUCUUUGAGCUGAUCAUGCUUUCUGUGUUUGAACUCCCCAUCUCGGCCACCGGGUUCCUCCUGGCCUCUGCCAUCUUCUGCCUGAUGUUCUGGGUGAUCAGGGCCUGGAAACCGCAGGUCCCCAGAGGCCUAAAGAGUCCCCCGGGGCCCUGGGGCUGGCCCCUGAUUGGGCACGUGCUGACCCUGGGGAAGAACCCGCACCUGGCGCUGACACGGCUGAGCCAGCAGUACGGAGACGUGAUGCAGGUGCGCAUUGGCUCCACGCCCGUGCUGGUGCUGAGUGGCCUGGACACCAUCCGGCAGGCCCUGGUGCGGCAGGGCGAUGACUUCAAGGGCCGACCCGACCUCUACAGCUUCACUCUGAUCAUGGAUGGCCAGAGUAUGACCUUCAACCCUGACUCUGGACCAGUAUGGGCUGCCCGCCGGCGCCUGGCCCAGAACGCCCUGAAGAACUUUUCCAUGGCCUCAGACCCAGCUUCCUCAUCCUCCUGCUACCUGGAGGAGCACGUGAGCAAAGAGGCUGAAUACCUCAUCAGCAAGUUCCAGGAGCUGAUGGCAGAGGUUGGGCACUUUGACCCCUACAGGUAUGUGGUGGUAUCAGUGACCAAUGUCAUCUGUGCUGUCUGCUUUGGCCAACGCUAUGACCAUGACCACCAAGAACUGCUUGGCAUAAUCGACUUAAAUAAUGAGUUCGGGGAGGUGGUCGGCUCCGGAAACCCGGCUGACUUCAUUCCCAUCCUCCGUUACCUGCCCAACUCCACCUUGAAUGACUUCAAGGAGCUGAAUGAAAAGUUCUACAGUUUCACACAGAAGAUAGUCAAGGAGCACUACAAAACAUUUGAAAAGAACCGUAUCCGGGACAUCACAGACAGCCUAAUCAAGCAUUGUCAGGACAAGAAGCUGGACGAGAAUGCAAAUAUCCAGCUGCCGGACAAGAAGAUUGUUAAUAUUGUCAUGGACCUCUUUGGAGCUGGGUUUGACACAGUCACAACUGCCAUCUCCUGGAGUCUCAUGUACAUGGUAACGAACCCCAGCGUGCAGAGAAAGAUCCAGGAGGAGUUGGACACAGUGAUUGGCAGGGCACGGCGACCCCGACUCUCUGACAGGAGCCAGCUCCCGUAUCUGGAGGCCUUCAUCCUGGAGACCUUCCGACAUUCGUCUUUCCUCCCCUUCACCAUCCCCCACAGCACCACGAGAGACACAAGUCUGAGUGGCUUUUACAUCCCCAAGGGACGUUAUGUCUUUGUGAACCAGUGGCAGAUUAACCAUGACCAGAAACUAUGGGGUGACCCAUCUGAGUUCCGGCCUGAAAGGUUUCUCACCAGUGAUGGCGCCAUCAACAGGGCACUGAGUGAGAAAGUGAUUCUCUUUGGUAUGGGCAAGCGGAAGUGCAUCGGGGAGACCAUGGGCCGCUUAGAGGUCUUCCUCUUCCUGGCCAUCCUGUUGCAGCAGGUAGAGUUCAGUGUGUCGCCAGGUGUGAAGGUGGACAUGACUCCCAUCUAUGGGCUGACCAUGAAGCAUGCCCGCUGUCAACACUUCAAGGUGAAGCUGCGCUCUUAAGCUGAGUGUUUUGAGGGCUAGACCCUGUUAACCUGGCCUGUCUGAGCAGCCAGGCCAGGAGGCUGGCCCAGGGGGUCAGCUGAAAACCAACAGAUACUGGUCUGGCUGACUUUUUGCUGUCUCUGUAUGAGUGAGCCUGAGGAAUCAUGCCUGCUCCCUACCCUGGACUUGCCCCUCUGACUGCUGACCACAAACAGUGGGCACAGCAGAGGCCACACAAGAACUGACGGAACCUUCUGAAACGUGCUUCUGUUAGGAGGCCCGGUAGGGUCAGGAGGUCCUGAGGCCUCUGAGAACUUAUGAAGAGUUCUCUGGAAGCCCUGGGGCCAGCAGCCAGCUGGCUCUCUGGGGGACUGACUGACUUUAACAAUUGGGAGCCAUCAAGAAUGAAGGCAGCUCAAGAUACUGGCACAGGGUGGGCACCCCACUUAAACAAGGGUGAGACAUCUAACCACAUGGGUCUGGGAUACUGCCUGGGAGGACCGCCUUCCUCUACCCUCCCUACAGGCAGGAACAGGGCUGCCUUCUGGCCUUGUGAGGCUGCUAUUCCUGCCCAAGAGAGAUUGGGGACUUGUGUCUCUAAGAGUUGCAGGGGGCAGAGGAAGUGCUGGUGUCCAGGCUCCAGGACCAGGGCUGUAGUGAGGAGGGGCAGGGGUUAUUUCAGUCACCUUCUACUGGACUCCCUUCUCUACACCCUGUAUUAAAAUGUCUUUUCUUUUUUUUUAAUGUUUGUAUGUAGGGGCUUUUUAUUUCUAGCCUACAUUGUACUUGCAUGUUUGCAUUUAUCACAUUAAAGAGCUUAAGAACCAAUUUAUUUAAUGCGGUAGAGAAAAUUCUAACCCACGUAUCCAGAAAUGUUUGGCAAACAACUACCUAAGCUAAAUAAAGAUAUCAUUCAGAA